UUGGUGUGUUGAAUGCGCACCAGCAGAAGGCGUGGUCAGGAAGUGACGCCAUCGUCGCCACUCCGGUGACUUGGAGGUUAUUAGUUUUUGUUGUUUUCAGAGUGAAACUUUCGUCCCGGACAGUGGAGCUCAUCAUGGGCACCGUCCAUGCCAGGAGCCUUGAUCCUCUGCCCAUGCAGGGGCCAGAGUUGGGAAUUCAAGCCGAUGACAUUGAAGCUCCAGAGGUUGAACAGGAGCCAAAGCAGGAAGUUCUUGAAAACAAAAAUGUUGUGGUUCAGCGAGUGCACAUAGAUGGACUUGGACGGACUAAGGAGGACUUGUUGACCUAUGAAAUUGCAGAAGUGUUCAGAGCAAAUAACUUGAUUGAUGUGAUGAGAAAGUCCCAUGAGGCCCGACAAAAGCUGCUGCGUCUCGGUAUCUUCAGAAAGGUUGAAGUCAAUAUUGACACCUCACGAGGUGAAGAUGCUCUUCCUAACGGUCUUGACGUGACCUUUGAGGUUACUGAGCUAAGACGUAUGACGGGCAGCUACAACACUAUGGUUGGAAACAAUGAAGGGAGCAUGGUUCUCGGCCUGAGGCUUCCUAAUGUAUUUGGUCGGGCAGAAAAACUGACAUUCCAGUUCUCCUAUGGCACCAAAGAGACAUCCUACGGCCUGUCUUUCUUUAAACCUCAGCCAGGACACUUUGAACGCAAUGUGUCCUUCAACAUGUAUAAAGUAACAGGUCAGUUUCCAUGGAGCUCACUGAGAGAGACUGAUCGAGGUGUCUCAGCUGAACUGAGCUUUCCCAUGUGGAAGACCAACCAGACCCUGAAGUGGGAAGGAGUUUGGAGAGAGCUGGGCUGUCUGGGUCAAAAUGCCUCUUUUGCCAUUCGUAAUGAGAGCGGUCAUUCCCUCAAGUCUUCCCUUUCACACGCUAUGGUCGUUGACACCAGAAACUCCUCCAUCCUUCCCAGGAAAGGUGGACUACUUAAGAUUCAUCAGGAACUUGCUGGUUACACUGGGGGUGAUGCCAGAUUCCUGAAGGAGGACUUUGAGAUCCAACUUAACAAAACUCUCUACUGGGACUCUGUUCUUUCUGCAUCACUUUGGGGUGGCCUGCUUUUGCCUUUUGGUGACGCGCCAACUUGCAUAGCAGACAGGUUCUACCUUGGUGGGCCCACCAGUAUCAGAGGAUUCAGUAUGUAUAGUAUGGGACCACAGAGUGAUGGAGAUUACCUGGGAGGUGAGGCUUACUGGGCUGGAGGCCUCCACCUCUACACACCUUUACCCUUCAGACCAGGCAGGGGAGGCUUUGGCGACCUCUUCAGAACCCACUUCUUCCUCAAUGCUGGAAAUCUUUGUAAUCUCCACUAUGGUGAGGGGCCUCAAGCACAUUUGAAGAAACUUGCAGAAUGCAUCCGUUGGUCUUAUGGACUAGGCAUUGUACUGCGUUUAGGGAACAUUGCCAGAUUGGAGCUGAAUUACUGCAUACCCAUGGGAGUCCAGAGUGGAGACAGGAUAUGUGAUGGGAUCCAGUUUGGAGCGGGAAUCAGAUUCUUGUGACGCCAUGUUUUUCCAUUUUAUUGGAAAGGGGAAUUUGCUUGUACAGAAUUAUUAAAAGAAAUUAAUUAAAGUACAAUGUUUUUCUCUUGA
Nothobranchius furzeri (turquoise killifish) is the source of this 1634-nucleotide messenger RNA. RefSeq names its product SAMM50 sorting and assembly machinery component (gene samm50). NCBI's taxonomy places the organism in Eukaryota, Metazoa, Chordata, Actinopteri, Cyprinodontiformes, Nothobranchiidae. The record is from RefSeq and is a predicted model, not a curated record. Gene Ontology annotation, cellular component: outer membrane. Gene Ontology annotation, biological process: protein insertion into mitochondrial outer membrane; mitochondrial respiratory chain complex assembly.